This is a messenger RNA of Tachysurus vachellii, 3707 nucleotides long. RefSeq names its product nucleolar protein 8 (gene nol8). Gene Ontology annotation, molecular function: RNA binding. Bases 154 to 3567 code for a protein of 1137 amino acids. Lineage: Eukaryota; Metazoa; Chordata; Actinopteri; Siluriformes; Bagridae. The record is from RefSeq and is a predicted model, not a curated record. The transcript is spliced from 17 exons.
GUUUAAUGCGACACAGGCUUUUAAGUAACAUGUGAGAAGUCAAUCUGCAGCAAAAUCACAUGUAAUAAACAUCUUUAUUUUUUCAGUUCUGCAGGAAUCCGGGGUUCAUUAACACUUCUUCUUAGAUCGUAUCAACAGAUGAGCGUUUGAAACAUGAAGCGGCUGUACAUCGGUGGCCUGAGCCACACGAUAACUCAGAAAGAUCUUCGAGAUCGAUUCGGCAAGUUCGGCGAGGUGUCUGAUGUGGAGAUAAUAACACGGAAAGAUGAACAAGGAUCUCCUCUGAAGACUUUUGGUUACGUGAAUAUUAAUAUUACCGAUUCUGACUACAAAAGAUGCGUCACGGUGUUGAACAAAUCCAAGUGGAAAGGUGGAACAUUACAAAUCGAAUUGGCAAAAGAAAGCUUCUUACACAGACUUACAUCAGAACGGCAGCAAGCAGCUGAGAAGAUUCAGACUCCGAGGACUGAUGCAAAAGAGCAAAUCUUGGAGUCCUUCAAGGCAGCUGGAGUAGAGAACUUCCACAUGAAAGCAGCUGUUCCAGGAACUGAGAUCCCAGGACACAAGAACUGGGUGGUGAGCAAAUUUGGAAGAGUCCUUCCUGUCGUUCAUCUGAAAUGUCAAGGCAAAUCCAAGGUCCUCAAAUACGAUCCUUCGAAGCACUGCCACAAUAUCAAGAAACUUGAGAUGGAGGACGGCUUCACUUCGGUGUCCAAACUGACAUGGCAGAUAGAAGGCGGGGACGACGAGAUCAGCAAGAGAAGACGAGGCGAGUUCCCGCCACAGGAAAAACGCUCCACAAAGACCAAAAAAUGUUUGGAUCCAAGCACUAUUCAAUAUUCUGCUCCUGAGAGGACGGCAGUGCAGGAUAGAGAUACUGCCCCACGGCUGCUACAAGGUGGUAAGCAUCCGGUGUGUGUGUUAGACAGUGACGCUGACUCGGAUGAUGAACUCCGCAUGCUAGUCGCACAUGAGCUUUCAAGAAACCAUAAAACAGUCGUCACAGAAGAUGAAGGAAACCUCGAAGUGGUGGGCGAUGACUUUGUUGUGAAAUCCAGCAUGUUCUGGGGCGGAGGUCAAACCAGCUUCAACGCACAACUUGAGGGUUUAAAACCUACAGAGAACGAUGAGGAAUACGACUCAGCUGACACGGAUGAAAUAUUGACUCAGAACAAAAAUUCAGGCAAAGCUGAGGAUCUAAUCGAGGCUAAAACAUGCACUAAUAAGUUUCCUAUAAAGUCCCAGAAGAUCAAUGGGAAGAGACCUGUGAUGAACAACGCAAAGACACCUUCUGAAUCAGAGUCGGAUAUUGACUCUGAAUCAUCUGGUGAAAGCAUCGAUUCUGAUUACGAAGCCAUGAUGGGGAACUGCCACAGGUUGGAGCUGUCGCUAGGAGAUUUGGAAGCUCUUGUUAAAAAUCUGGAGGAUGAAGGAAGCAGCGAGGAUGAUGACACAAAGGCAGGACCGAGCGAAACAACCAAACAGUCUUCUGUUCAUGAAACUAGGCCUCAGAAAGCACAGUCAAAAAGGAGCAGUAUAAACCCUGAGGAUAUUUUAGCAUCGAUAUUUGGACCAGAUAAGGACAAAGAGGAGAAAAAGAAAAAAGUAAAAAAGUCUUGUCUUCCUGCUUUUGUUGGGACGAAGGACCUUUUUGCUAGCACUAACAUACACACUGGAGUUAAAAGAGCAGCUGAAAAGGUGAUCUGUGGAUUUGAUGAGGAACCUAAAAGACUAAGACCAGACUUAAAAACAAUGGAAAAUGAAAAGUUAAGUGUGGAGUUACCGACGCUAAACAAGAAAGACCCCAAGAUCCAUAUAGAUUGUUCCGGAGAUGAAAUAGAAAUGACUCAAGAUUCAAAGAUGCUCCUUUCUAAACCAAAUUACUCUCUAAAAACAAAUGACACAAGCCAUUCUGAGCCUAAACAUCCCACGUCUUCACCCCAGACUAAACACUCAACCAGGAGCAGUUCAUCCAGUGACGAAGAAGAAGAGGAAGAACAAACCGUGUCUUUAGAAACCAAAACCUCAAAGACGCACGAAAGACCUGCUUCCGAUAGCGUCGAUUCCACUGAAGAAUCGGAGAUGAGUAGCGAUGAAGAGGAGCAGAAAAGUACAAAACCACAAGCUGCCUCAAAGCUUAGCUUGAAACAGAUUAAUGAAAACACUGGUUCAGGUCUACAUCCAUUUCAACAGUCUGUUUUUGACCCAGUGAAGCAGCAGCAGGACAAUCAGAAACGUCUCGCUGCUUUGGAGCAGAGGCAGAAAGAGGCACAGCAACAGAAGACGCUCAUACAGGGGGCGCUCUCAAAAGUGGAUUUGACGAAUGUAAACAAAGGGAAACACAUCGUAUUUGAUUCUGAUGACGAAAUUAUUAACGACAGUGAAAACACAAAGUCCCGAAAAGCAAACCUUUUUGAUGAAGGUUCUGAUGACGAGGAUGGCACAGUAUCUGAAGCCAAGCAAGUCCUUGGAGAAAAGAAAUUGAAAAAGGCAGACGGCAGCAGACUCUUCGACAGCAGUGAGGAUGAGGAUGAUGACACUGAGGAGGAUCGCUUCAAGAUCAAGCCUCAGUUUGAAGGCCAAGCUGGACAGAAGCUCAUGGAGUUGCAGUCUAGAUUUGGAACUGAUCCGAGGUUUCAGAUGGGUACCAAGUUUCUUGAAAGUGAUGAUGAAGAACCGGAGCAAGAUGUGGAAGCCCAGCAAACCCCAGGAGAACAGGAACUGGCUGAAGAGAAAAACAAAAAUCUGUCCAUCUUGCAAAGUGUCCUUAAUAUCAGCAUUCAGCAAAGCGACACGCGUAAAGAGGCGACAAAAGGCAAAAUCUUCAAGGACAUUUCAGCUUUGCACUACGAUCCCUCGAGUGAGACUCAUGCAGCUUUUGAAACUAAGACAGACGCACCAAAAAAGGAAAGUAAAGCGGCAAGGCGAAAGAAACGCGAGGAGGCCAAGAAGCUUCCAGAAGUUUCUAAGGACAUCUACUAUGAUGUGACUACAGAUCUAAAAGAGGUGUUUGGGAUGGGGAAAGAAAUCCAGAAUGAAAAGAAGGUAGUUUCAUGGGACCAAAAUGAUGAUGAUGAUGAUGAUGAUGAUGACGACAAUGUGAGCAAGGAAGAAGGCAUGCGCAUGGUUUCCGUUUCAUCUGAUCGAGAAGCCGAGCCGUCGAGCGGAUUUAAAUUCUCUUUCUUCGGAGAUGAUGCAGUAACGAACACCCCAGCAACAGAUGAAUACAAAGUUGAGCCUAUAAAAGGGGCCAAAGUGCCUUGGCAAGUAGACCCUCGAUUCCAAGACAGCAGUUCGGAGGAGGAGGAGGAUGUGGAGGAAGAAACAGAAGAAAGGGAAGAGGCUGCCUUGGUCACUACAACUGAAGUGCCAACGCUGAAGAAAAAGUUUUUCUUCUUCUUUGAUGAUGAUAUUCGGUUGAAGGAGGGACCCAGUAUGUUCUGCAGACGUGAGAAGCUGGAGGAUCAGAGAGAUGCAUGGGAGGAGAAAAGGAACAAUCUCAGAGAGGAAUACCGCAAGAAGCACAAAGAUGCCAAAAGACGAUUCAGGAUGAGAACAAAAACCUGAACCACAACAACACCCCUGCCUUACAUUACUUAGCUAGUUUUGUUACAUCACAGAAAUUAAGUCUUCUUACAAAGCUGUAAUUUAAUUCCUCAGUAUGCUCGACAUAUUUGUGCGUGUGAAAUAAAUCCUGUGUAAAUAAA